GUGGGCGCCAAGAUGUUUUUGGCAUGCCAAGCUCGCUUGGCUUUUUUUGGGGGACGGGGAGUCUUUAAGGAGGGUUUUGCUGUUCUUCUUUGACAUUGUUUUUCCUUUGAAAUUACUGGUAGACGUUCUUUUGAGGCUAGGUUCGGUUCCUGAUUUCAGCUGAGCUUUUUAGGCCCUCAGUUUUGCCUUGCCAGUUGGGUCCCCUCAUGCUUCGCAGGUGACACUAUUCAUUAUGGGCAUGGCGCCCCUUAACCUUGUUGACCCCGUUGUGGGCUCUGCGACUGCUGCGGUGGUGUUCACGACGGUGUCGCAGUAUGUUCCUUCGAGACGACUGGAGCUGUGCUCUGAGAUGGUCUGUUGGGCUGUUCUUCCGUUCCUCUUCAGAUAUACUGCUCUACCGAACACCCGGGCGUCCUCGCCUUUAUUGAAUGAUCCGCGGAAACAGCGUCAUUCAUCGUUGUCACAAUGGCUUGUUGCGUUUAGUAUCGUGGCGGCUGCUUUUUAUAGAGCUGAGAGUAACACUAUUGGCUUCUAUCCUCUUUUGACCCCUCUUCUCCUUACAGUACAGACGUACUUUCAGCCGAGCAUUUCGUCUGAUCCAGUCCCUACCUCGCCUCUCAUCAGCACCAUCAAGGGGACAACACUGGUAGCUGUCCUUUCAGCGUUCUCACUUUCAAACGGUGAUAUCUUCGGCUCCCUAAUAUCGAUCAUAUUGGUGGCUUCUCUCUUUAUUGUCUACAGCAUCUUCAUCCCGGGCUUCACGGUGAAGGUAUUGUCACUGUCAUCAGUUGACAUCGAGACGAAUAUCAAGGCCAUUGCAGGCCGAACCAUGGUCCUCCUUCUCAUUGCUGUGGCUUUCCAGACUUUGGUUCUCGGACCUCCAAACAGCAAUAUCAUUCUCGUGCCCUUUACGGGAUUAGUCAAGGCCUUGUCUUGGUUCUUUACCAUUCAAGCCGCACGACAAACAUCCUGGUGCAUAGCUACCACGAUAGGAACCUUUGCUAUCGCCUGCACCAGAAAUCCCUUCUCACAAACCUCUCAACUUCAAGCCUUGUCUCACGUCGCAGUCUCAAUACUCACCCUUUAUCAAACAAGUCAACUCCUCCCCAAACAAUCCAAGGGCAAAGCUCUCCUUUGGUCCUGCUUAUCGGCAUCUAUUAUUCCCUAUCUCUACAACGAACACAUGAUCCACGACGCAACAUCCUCAGCAUCCGCCGUAUUCUCCUCUCAAUCUCAUCCCAUCGAAUUACUAGCCCAAGAAGCAAAAUCAGUCUUCGAAAGUCGGUUAAAAAAUCAAUCUCGAACGUAUCUAGCAGCAGUGAAGCAGUACAAACAGCGAUACGGUCUUGAUCCACCACCUGGUUUCGAAGCAUGGUUUGAAUACGCCCUGAAGCACAAUUCACCUAUCAUCGAUGAAUUUGACACGAUUCACAGCGCCAUAUCGCCAUUCCUGAAACUCAGUGGGAACGAAGUUUCUGAAAUGAUUGGAAAGGUAUAUAAAACGCCGCAGAGUGAGGUUUGGCUCUGUCAGCUUUCGGGAAAGACUGCGAAGACAAAGUGUCGUCAUCCGAGUCGUUCUUACGAUCGUCAUUACAGCUAUAUUUUUGAUAAGUUGUUGUGGAAUCUUCCAGGAGUUCUGCCAGAUGUCAAGUUUCUUAUCAAUCAUUUUGACGAGCCGAGGGUUGUUAUACCUCCACAGGCAGGCGACGUCGACAAAGCUAUCCGGCUGAAUGACAUGUCAAUGCAUCCGACUUGGGACUCUCUAACGAAGUCUUGCCCGCUACACAAGACCUAUCGGGAUGACCAAUCUGGCCUCGAGACAUUCGGGCUACCUUUUGUCAGGGAUCACCUCUCCGAGUCAGAUUUGUGCAAACAUCCAGAGUACAAAGAUAUACACGGCGCUUUCAUAAGCCCAAAGACGUUUCGUCUCAUUGAAGGUUUAGCACCAGUCUUGUCAACGGGUGCAUUCUCAACAAUGGGCGAUAUUCUCUUUCCAAGUCCAGCAUACGUCGAAGAAGAGUUUCAGUACGACAAGACCCACGAUGUUCCAUGGUCAAAGAAGAAGAACAACUUAUACUGGACGGGUUCAACUACCGGAGGUUACGCUCUCGACGAUCAGUGGAGGAACCACCAACGGCAGAGAUUCGUGGCUUUGGCGCAGAACCUUGGGCAUCAAGAACACACAUACCUGAGGGAGAAAGACGGCCUGAUCAGCAGUGUCAAGUCAUGGUUCCUAAACGGACGGCUAUACGACGUCGGCUUUACAAGAAUCUUCCAAUGCGACCGCAAAUUCUGCCGCAAUCAAAGCACAUUCUUCAACAUAAAAUCAUGGGCCGACAAAGACGCAGCAUUCCACUCAAAACUCGCAUUCGAUCUCGACGGCAACGGAAUAAGUGGCCGCUACUACAAGCUCUUAUCCUCAAAUACACUUCCCCUUAAGCAAGCUCUUCUUCGAGAAUGGCAUGAUGAGCGGUUGGUGCCGUGGGUGCACUACAUACCCGUCAGUCAGAGCUUGGAAGAACUACCUGAGCUGGUGAAUUACUUGACGUUGAACAAGGCGGGACAAAAGGUGGCAGAGAAGGUUGCGAGACAGGGGAGUGAGUGGAUGGCUAAGGCUGUGAGGGAGGUCGAUAUGACGAUUUAUACUUGGAGAUUGUUGUUGGAACUUGCGAGGCUGCAGGAUCCGACGAGGAAAGGGACUUGAGGCUGAUCUCCUCUGCCUCGAAAACUUGUAACAUUUAAUAACCAUAUUAAGAAUAAGUAAUCCAAAGUUAUAUUGAACUUA
This is a messenger RNA of Fusarium oxysporum Fo47, 2785 nucleotides long. RefSeq lists its product as uncharacterized. The record is from RefSeq and is a predicted model, not a curated record. The transcript has 3 exons. The coding region runs from base 233 to 2704 and encodes 823 amino acids. Lineage: Eukaryota; Fungi; Ascomycota; Sordariomycetes; Hypocreales; Nectriaceae.